AUGUUCCAGCUGCCGCCCGACGGCGGAGAGCUCUGGCCGUCUAUGCAGGUGGUUAAGAUGGAUGCCAGCCUCCUUACUGCUGGUGGUGGCUGGUUUCUGAAAGGAGACGGCGAGCAUCAGACGACUCACCUGAUGCCAGAGGAUUGUUACACAACACGGCGUAUGCAGAACGGUCACGACCCCAUCAACCUCUGGCGUGACCGUGUGGACCCCAGGUCCUACGACCCUCUUAUGCACAAGUUGGCAAAGGCCAUGCUGCAGAUGCCCAAGCUCCAGCGAUUGAAGCUGGAGUUCCCGAACUGGUAUAGUUCAUCGUCUCAGGGAAAGUGCCCCAGCCUGGAAUACUACCUGGAGACGCCUAGUAUUAGAACCAGAACCAGCCCGCGCAAAGCCUCCGUCUGGAUCCUAGACUGCAACAGGAGUGUGUACUGGCCAUACCCAGAAACGGGGUUGUUUUGGGAGAUCCCAGACCACAUCAUGGCCGCAUACCGACAGCUGGUCAAGGACGAUAGCAUCAUCCAAAGAGUACGAUACCGUAUUCAACUGCCGAGUGGGCGCUUCCCGUGGCUUUGGGCAUGA
Cryphonectria parasitica EP155 is the source of this 579-nucleotide messenger RNA. RefSeq lists its product as uncharacterized. Lineage: Eukaryota; Fungi; Ascomycota; Sordariomycetes; Diaporthales; Cryphonectriaceae. The transcript has a single exon. The coding region runs from base 1 to 579 and encodes 192 amino acids. The record is from RefSeq and is a predicted model, not a curated record.